CCGAAUCCCAGGAAGCCAUAGAAGCGGCGAUGGCGUUGUCGUCGACGGUGGUACCGCAGGCCAUUUCGCCAUCCAAAGAGAGCCACAUGCGUCGGUGUCCUGGAAAUGAUCGAUGCGCAGAUUGCAACCGCGUGUUUCCGCAGUGGGCGUCCGUGACAUUUGGCAUCCUCCUGUGCUUGGAUUGUGCUGGCAGACACAGGGCAUUAGGUGUUCAGACCAGCUACAUCAAGUCUCUCUCGAUGGACGCAUGGUCUACCCGAGAUCUAUUGCCGCUGGAACUCGGUGGCAAUGGCAAGUGGAACGCGGUCUGCGUCGCAGCGGGGCUGUCUCGCGAGUCCACGGCAGACAAGUACGGAUCCGUCAUUGCCGAUGCCUACCGCACGAGAAUGCAAACCGCCGUGCAGUCCGUGACGCCGUUCACCCUCGUGGAGAUGCUCACAUGGCUCAACCUGCCAUUGGACGUCCCCGCGGUGCCAUCAUCGUCGACAAGUCCCAUGCGGCGCCAUGCAUCGUCGAUCCAGCUGUCCACGCCGCAACUCCAACCGCCCGCGAUGGUCCAUCUCCGAAAGCAAGCGUCGCUCGAAGUCAAGUGCACGCUCUGCCACGACUUUGUAUCCGUGUCCAAGUUGGACAUGCACUCCCAGCGCUGCGCGGCCUCGUCCACCGACCUCCUCCAUGACACAUACGAAGAGCUCGAGUUCGACACGAUUCUCGGCCGGCACCCCACUGGGGGCGACACGCCCGCCCCGCUCGGCCUCAGCCUGGCAAAAUCCAUUCCGGAUGGCGGUACCCUCGUGUCCAAGAUCGUCCCUGGCGGCGAUGCCGACGUCGCCGGCGUCAUCGUGGGCAGCCAAGUGCUCAGUAUCAACCACGUCAAGUCGUCCAACUUUGACACGCUCAUGCAGUACCUGAGCCAGCCGUCCAUCCCGCGCCCGCUGACGUUUUCGUUCCGGAUACGGCGGCCCGUGGUCGUGCUGGACGUGACUUUUGACGACGACAACCCUCCUUCUCAAUUGCCCAAAACUGCUACUAGUACGAGUUGCUUUGAAAGUUGCUCCGACACUUCGUUUAAGCGCUCGUCGUUGGGGAUGGCUGUGGCCAUGUCUGUACACAACCAAUGCCGGGUCAUGUCUGUGGAUGCUGACGGCGCCGCCGCCAAGCGUGGCAUCGCCGUCGGAUGUACGAUUGUAGCCGUGAAUGAACAGACGUGUUCGGGUGCCCGGGGGGUGUUUGCAUCGCUGCAAAGCCUCGGGAAGGCCCGGCCGCUCCGGCUGCGCUUGCAUCGGUACACGAGUGCCGCCGACCACGAUGCGUCGUUGCUUCGAUUAUGGACUGGAUAAUCGAACAGCGUGCAUUUUAGUAGUAGUACAUACUAGUAGUAGUACAGUACUAGUAGUAAUCAUGGCGGCCGCUAAAAAUAUUGGCAUAGAACGUCAAAUACAAUUAUGAGGGUCUGGUCGUG
Aphanomyces astaci is the source of this 1462-nucleotide messenger RNA. RefSeq lists its product as hypothetical. Bases 30 to 1340 code for a protein of 436 amino acids. Gene Ontology annotation, biological process: COPI coating of Golgi vesicle. The record is from RefSeq and is a predicted model, not a curated record. Lineage: Eukaryota; Oomycota; Saprolegniomycetes; Saprolegniales; Verrucalvaceae. The transcript has 3 exons. Gene Ontology annotation, molecular function: protein binding; GTPase activator activity.